This is a messenger RNA of Onychostruthus taczanowskii (white-rumped snowfinch), 5886 nucleotides long. RefSeq names its product spermatid perinuclear RNA binding protein (gene STRBP). Gene Ontology annotation, cellular component: precatalytic spliceosome. The transcript has 20 exons. Lineage: Eukaryota; Metazoa; Chordata; Aves; Passeriformes; Passeridae. The record is from RefSeq and is a predicted model, not a curated record. Gene Ontology annotation, molecular function: double-stranded RNA binding; single-stranded RNA binding. The coding region runs from base 399 to 2366 and encodes 655 amino acids.
GGCCGCGGAGCCGGGACGGGGCCGCGGGGCAGCGCCGGGGCCGGCGCCGAGCGGGUCAUCACGGAAUAGGAGGGGACAGAAUUCUCGGAGCCCACCCCACGCUGGUCUGUUGUGUUGUGCUCCUAGCUCUGCAGUGCACAUCCUGACCUUUCUGCUAAAUUCCUGUGUGGUGUCAGAAUGUGGACGAGGUGCUGGCUAUAGGGGAAGCCCCAGAACAAAAUCAGGGUGAAUUAGAGAAAGUGACUCGCAGAGCACCUUGGCUGUAUGAACUCUUGAGCUGUCAAGGGACUGAGAGGCUUAUGAAGAGGUUCUGUCAGGCAAAACAGUGCUUAGCAAAGACACCAAGGAGGAGGGAAAAGGAGAAAGGGAGGGAGAGAGAGCUGAAACACUAACAAACCAUGAGAUCGAUCCGAUCUUUUGCUAACGAUGACCGCCACGUAAUGGUGAAACAUUCAACCAUUUAUCCAUCUCCAGAGGAGCUUGAAGCUGUCCAGAACAUGGUCUCAACAGUAGAAUGUGCCCUUAAGCAUGUCUCUGACUGGAUGGAUGAAAAGAACAAGUCUGCAAAGUGUGAGGGUGAUGUGGAAGCCAAGGAGGAAGCUGCAGAAGGCUCUGCCAAGGAUCAAGGUGGUCGGACGUUGUGUGGCGUUAUGAGAAUUGGCUUGGUUGCAAAGGGCUUGCUGAUCAAAGAUGACAUGGAUCUGGAGCUGGUUCUCAUGUGCAAAGAAAAACCCACAAAAACCUUGUUAUGUAUCGUUAAAGACAAUCUCCCAGCUCAAAUUCAGAAACUUACAGAAGAAAAGUAUCUGGUGGAGGAGCAUGUAAAUGAGGCAGCUAUUGUUAUCCAUAACACAAAGGAGCCCAAGCUCACUUUGAAGGUGAUACUCACAUCCCCUCUCAUCCGAGAUGAAGCAGAGAAGAAGGAAGGAGUAGAUAAUGUUGCGAUGAAAGAUCCUCCGGACUUAUUGGACAGGCAGAAAUGCCUGGAGGCCUUGGCGUCUCUGCGGCACGCCAAAUGGUUUCAGGCCAGGGCAAAUGGACUAAAAUCAUGUGUAAUUGUGCUUCGUAUCCUGCGGGAUUUGUGCAACAGAGUCCCCACAUGGGCGCCGCUGAAAGGCUGGCCACUCGAGCUUAUAUGUGAAAAAUCUAUAGGUACUUGUAAUAGACCUUUGGGCGCUGGGGAAGCCUUGCGACGAGUGAUGGAGUGUUUGGCAUCUGGAAUUCUGCUUCCUGGGGGCCCGGGCCUGCACGACCCCUGCGAGCGCGAGCCCACGGACGCUUUGUCUUACAUGACAGUUCAGCAAAAAGAAGCCAUUACACACAGUGCUCAGCACGCUCUCAGAUUAUCAGCCUUUGGGCAGAUCUAUAAAGUUUUGGAAAUGGAUCCCCUCCCAUCAAAUAAGUCAUUUCAGAAAUAUUCCUGGUCAGUAACUGACAAAGAAGGUACAGGCUCCUCUGCUCUGAAGAGACCGUUUGAAGACACUGUCGGGGAUGAUAAAGAUCCAAAUAAAAAGAUGAAGCGUAAUCUGAGGAAAAUACUAGAUAGUAAAGCAAUAGAUCUCAUGAAUGCUCUGAUGAGGCUGAACCAAAUCAGGCCAGGGCUUCAGUAUAAGCUGCUGUCACAGUCUGGUCCAGUCCAUGCCCCAGUCUUCACAAUGUCUGUAGAUGUUGAUGGUACGACUUAUGAAGCAUCAGGACCUUCUAAGAAAACAGCCAAGCUCCAUGUGGCAGUGAAGGUUUUACAAGCGAUGGGGUAUCCAACAGGUUUUGAUGCGGAUGUGGAGUGCGUAAGUUCUGAUGAAAAAUCAGAUACUGAAGGUAAAAAUGAAACAACGUCUUCAAUCUCAAGCAAUAAUAAUACUGGCAAUUCCACAGCUGACACCUCCGCUACCCUAGAGGUAAGAACUCAGGGUCCCAUACUCACAGCAAGUGGCAAAAACCCAGUGAUGGAGCUCAAUGAAAAGAGGAGAGGUCUGAAGUACGAGCUCAUCUCCGAAACAGGGGGAAGCCACGACAAGCGCUUUGUGAUGGAGGUAGAAGUAGAUGGGCAGAAGUUCAGAGGUGCAGGCCCAAACAAGAAAGUAGCAAAAGCAAGUGCUGCAUUAGCAGCACUUGAAAAACUGUUUUCUGGGCCUAAUGCAGCAAAUAACAAGAAAAAGAAGAUUCUUCCUCAGACUAAAGGGGUUGUCAAUACAGCUGUUUCUGCAGCAGUCCAGGCUGUUCGAGGCAGAGGACGAGGUGCUUUAACACGAGGGGCGUUUGUUGGGGCAGCUGCUGCUACUGGAUACAUAACACCAGGCUAUGGAGCACCGUACGGAUACAGCACAGCGGCACCAGCCUACGCCAUAUGCACUUGUAUAAAAUAAGCAGAAAUGUAGUGACUGUAAGCUGAGAUCGUGAUAUAAAAGGAUCUAGAAGCUCCAGCUGCCUUAUGCUGCUUUGCAGUUCGUGAGGUGUAGUGCAGCAUCACCUUGAACACAGAACUUCUGAAUGCAUCUGGUUCUGGCAAGAGAGAGAAAAGGUAACAAUGGAAGAAAAUGUCCUUCUCCAGUUUUAGAGGUUAGAGCAUCAUAGACAGAAGUUGGAGGGAAAGUUGCACUGCCUUUUCCAAGUCCAUUAAGACAGUCUGUGGUAAAACCAGGAGGUUUAUGUGUGCUGGGGAAAGCCAGCAACCUUGUGUACUAUGAGCUGGGAGAGCUGGGAUUACUUUUUCAAUAGUUAGUGAGAAAUUAGGUAAGAGGUUUAAGCUAUCCUUACAGCAGGCUAAAAGCUGCUAAUGAUGUUGCUAAAGGAGAUGAAUUUAUUUUUUUCUGCUUAGUAAACAAGUCCAGGAUUGCUGGAUUUCCAGAGGAGGAAUGUGAGAAAUCCAAUGGACAAAUUUUGUUUCCUGAUGCAGUCCUACCCAAAACAGGGAGAUAGUUCCAGGCAGUGUACAGAGCAUGCAACUGAAUUUUGGGAGGAAAAGGAAUAGUAGUAAUUUCCUCAGAAGGAAUAGUAGUUAUUUCUGCAAUGCCCACAGGAUUCUAGACAAGCUGCCUUUACACAGAGGAGCAUGGCAACAAGGAAAAGCAGAUACUGCUCCCACAGUGACCAGUUUAGGUCACCAAUAUUGGUGUAACUCCUUAUGACAAAGUAGGUUCAUCUUACCAGCAAAGUGUAUUUUGAUAUUGUAUCCACUUCUAUUUUUUAAGCUAAAGGGGAGUUAAUCAUAGCACUCAUCUGUUUCGAUGGGAGUAGAGCAGAAGGUAAGUUUUAACUUCAUACUUUGAAGCUGCUAUGAAUAGAUUAACAGUGUUCCAUGGAAACAACCUGAUGUACUUCUUUAUUUUCCUGGAGUUUCAUUUCUGUGUUCUUGCAAAAGCACAAGCUUGCAGAAGCGUAAUCAAUACAAAGUUACUCAGGGUACUGCAUCAUCUCAGCAGUGGACACUAACUGCAUCUUAAGUCAAAAGGCACACAUAAAUCAAGCUUAAUUAAGAGGAACAGGACAUCUUGGCAAGUUUUGCUUUUUUACUGGCACUGCUACAAUUUAAUGAUCUAUGCAUACUGAAAUGUGUGUAUUGCUGCACUCCCAACAGAAUGUGAGUCUUGUAAGGGUGUCCUGAAAAGUAACAAAGUCAGGGCAAGAGAGACAGUAUUUAUUCUUCUGUCAUUAUUUUCACAAAGAACUGUUUCUAAGCAGAUGGAAAGUCAUUCUGCUCAAAGGAGAAUAACGGUGGGCUAGAGAACAGCAUUCAGAGUAGUACAGCUUUUGGAAGGUUAGUGAUACUAUGAAUCUAAUUACAAAAAUUCUGAUUUGCAGUACAGAUUCUUUCCUGUGUUUUUAAUCUCAUAUCACUGUUUCCCUGCUCAAAAUAACAGGAUAAAGACAAGUGUAGUUUUCUGGUAACACCUAUUAUGUGGAAAUCCACAUACACUGGAAGAAAAGGGAGGCUGUACUGCAGAGAGCACAUUCAACUACAGAGCCAUUCUCUGGGCAAUGCUGCAUAAUUUAGGAGUGGGUAACCAUGCCUUCAGGGACAACAAGACACAGAGCAGAUGGUUGAAAAAAAAAUCACAGAAAAAAGCCUCCAAGCUUUGUCCAGUCACACAUUUACCCGUCCCUGCAAAAGGGGACAGGUACAUUCAUACACGCAUAACGAGUUUUCUGUCAGGCAUCACAGAGGUCCUUAAGGACAAAAGUUUUGGAGCCAGUCUCCUUUUGGACAGAAAAAGGAGGAAGUUGACUCUGUCUUCCAGUUCCAAGGUGCAGUGUCUUAUUUCUCAUCCUAACCCUAAGUCAAUAUUUAUUGAUCAAACUGACUAAGCUUUUUAGGCCGACCAGCUCUCUACGAAGCAAUUCUGUUCUCUUGAGCCUCUGCAGGGGCCAGUAACUGGUGCUUAACUACUGCUUCCACUCCGGAAUGUCACCGUCCUCCAGCUGCCCCAGAGCCAGGCUGGGACACUUGCACUUCUCAGAGGGCAACACUGCUGGGGGUGGGGGCUCUCCAAAGCACUGAAGUACAACAGCAGAGCAAGUCCCAGUGGGCUGUAUGCUUUUAAAGUCCUGUCCAGUUCUUAGUGACAAAGUUGAGCAUGAAACCUGUACUGCCAAAUCUAGCAGCCCCUUGCUGAGAAGGACAUCAAUGGGAAGCAGUCUCAGAAGUGGAGAUUUUCAGGAAAGGCUGGUGCUUUCCAAGGCCAACUCACAGGCUUUUUUUUAAUGGCUGAAUUUCCACCCACCAAAAAUCAUCAUCAACCAAAUAAAUUUAAAUUGCUGUUAAUUUGGGCUAAAAUAUCCUUUGUGCAACUCAAAGCACCACCAUCCAUGCAUCUAAAGAAUUCCUAAGCAAAGACUCCUCAGGAGGCAGAGCCCUUCUGACAGGAAAUUUGGCAGUGCAGUCUGAUUUGACUUUUCUGAUGAUAAUUACUUCUCCAAGACAAGGCAAAAACAGAGGCAGUGCUUUGGGGCAGUGUUUCAUGCUCAGCAAGUUUGUAGAGGGAAGUAAUGCAAUUCUAUAAAUCACUUGUACUGUAUUUGUUUCUAGACUUGAAUGAAUUUCACUUUUCCUUUGUGAGUCAGAGUAUUAAACGUUAAAGAAAAGGUCUAUUUUUCUAAAUCUCUUUCACCAAUAGAGGUCUGACCUGCAGCCAAGAGAUGGAUUUAUUUAUCCACAGAGGAUGGAGUGUUUAUUUUUGAACUAAGAUUGGAUAUGGCAUUGAAUAAAACGUAUGACCUAUAAACUACCUAAACCUUAAAUACUAUGAACGAAUUCCACAAAUGAGUAAUAUGGUGGACGAUUCCAUCUUUCUUCCCAAUAAAUCUCUCUCAAAGAAGUUACCCAGAAUUAAACUUCCAAAUGAAGUACAAGAGAUCCUUGUGGUCUAAUUACAGACUACUUUCAAAAUACUUCCGUUUUCUCCCAAUUUGUAAUCACUAGAGAACAAUGAUGACUGAACUAUUCCCAACUAUAAAUAAAGCAAUUUCAAAUAAAGUAAUCUGGCAACAACCAUGGCUAUUUAUAGCACUAAAAAUGUAAUUUGAACAUUCGGAUUUUCUUAAUUUGGUAGCAGUUGAGUGGGAAGAAAAAUAACUGCACAGUGAAUUUUAAAUUGAGCUGUAUCUACUCACUAGCCAAAAAAAGCGUACAGAUGUAAAGGGAACGCUCUCUGUACCUUCAGUUGCUUCCUCCCGUGCUGCUGUACCCCGUACACUUGGCUUCAUUUGGCUUCUGUGCUGUGGUUUGUACGCCAGCCACUGUUACUGACUGUACACAACACGAUCUGCACUGUAAUCUCGGGUCAUUUCCACUGGUUGUAACCCAACACUACAGACUUCUCUGUAUAUAAAACUGGAACCAUGUCCCAUUUGCUUCCAAUAGCUCCAAUAAAGACUUAUCUCUGUAAA